This is a messenger RNA of Staurois parvus, 500 nucleotides long. The record is from the annotation of a GenBank genome assembly. Lineage: Eukaryota; Metazoa; Chordata; Amphibia; Anura; Ranidae.
UGGGAAGAAUGUCCCUUACAUUGGGGGUCAGUGGGAAGAAUGUCCCUUACAUUGGGGGGUCAGUGGGAAGAAUGCCCCUUACAUUGGGGAUCAGUGGGAAGAAUGCCCCUUACAUCGGUGAUCAGUGGGAAGAAUGCCCCUUACAUUGGUGGUCAGUGGGAAGAAUGCCCCUUACAUUGGUGGUCAGUGGGAAGAAUGCCCCUUACAUUGGUGGUCAGUGGGAAGAAUGUCCUUACAUUGGUGGUCAGUGGGAAGAAUGCUCCUUACAUUGGGGGUCAGUGGGAAGAAUGUCCCUUACAUUGGGGGUCAGUGGGAAGAAUGUCCCUUACAUUGGGGGUCAGUGGGAAGAAUGCUCCUUACAUUGGGGGUCAGUGGGAAGAAUGUCCCUUACAUUGGGGGUCAGUGGGAAGAAUGCUCCUUACAUUGGGGGUCAGUGGGAAGAAUGUCCCUUACAUUGGGGGUCAGUGGGAAGAAUGUCCCUUACAUUGGGGGUCAGUGGG